Molecule: messenger RNA, 1384 nt
Organism: Labrus bergylta (ballan wrasse)
Lineage: Eukaryota; Metazoa; Chordata; Actinopteri; Labriformes; Labridae
Product: inositol monophosphatase 1
Biological process (GO): phosphatidylinositol phosphate biosynthetic process; inositol metabolic process; signal transduction
Molecular function (GO): inositol monophosphate 1-phosphatase activity
Source: RefSeq, a predicted model, not a curated record
CUCCGGUAUGUCCUGCUACAGCGAGCACAGAGAAGUCAAUCCGUUUGGACUGCUGCAGGUGGGCGUACUGUCUCUUUAACCUGUUUCCGUGAAUAACAUCCACAUCUACCUGUCAACAUGAGCGACCCCUGGCAGGAGUGCAUGGACCUGUGUGUGGAGGUCACCAAGGAGGCUGGACAGAUGAUCCGUGAGGCGCUCCAGAAGGACAUCGCCGUCAUGCAUAAGAGCUCGGCAGUUGACCUGGUGACCGAGACGGACCAGAAAGUGGAGCAGCUCAUUAUAUCCUCCAUCAAGGAGAAGUACCCCACUCACAGUUUCAUAGGUGAGGAGUCUGUAGCAGCGGGCGCCCCAAGCAUUCUAACCGACAGUCCAACCUGGAUCAUCGACCCGAUCGAUGGCACCACCAACUUCGUUCACAGGUUCCCCUUUGUGUCUGUAUCAAUCGGCUUCACUGUGAAGAAAGAGGUAGAGUUUGGUAUCGUCUACAGCUGCAUUGAGGAUAAGAUGUACACAGCACGGAAAGGGAAAGGAGCUUUCUGCAAUGGAGUCCCUAUCAAAGUGUCUGGACAGGAAGAUAUUAGCCAGUCUCUGGUUCUGACCGAAAUGGGCUUCAAGAAAAAUCCGGAGCAUUUCAAAACAAUGAUGGCCAACAUGAAGACCAUCAUCUCCCUCCCUGUGCACGGUAUCCGCUCCCCGGGCAGUGCAGCUGUCAACAUGUGUCUGGUAGCGUGCGGGUCGGCUGACGCUUACUACCACAUGGGCAUCCACUGCUGGGACAUGGCCGGAGGGGCAGCCGUCGUUACCGAGGCCGGAGGAGUUAUCAUGGACAUUUCAGGUGGACCAUUCGAUCUGAUGUCUCGGAGGCUGAUUGUCGCCAGCAGCCGAGUGAUAGCAGAACGCAUCGCCAAGGAGAUCACAGAGUUUGACGUUGGCAGGGACGACACAGAUGGCUAAUAAAUUCCCCAUCAUCGUCCUCUCGGCAGACUGAACAGGUUUUUAAACACACAACUGUUUUGCAUAUAGUCAUGAUCACUUCUAUGCCUUAAGAACCAAAACAAUAAACGUACCUCUGAAGAACAGCAAAGCGGGUUUUCUUAAAGACACAGCACUCCAGGCUUUCAGCCGUCCUUCUGCUGAAACGUUUCUUAUUAGGACAUUCAUGACGUGAUUAAUGUUUAUUGUCUGUGGUCUAAAUGCACUUGUUUUUAAUCAAUAAUUUCUCAUGUUGUCUGUAUUUAUUCAUGUGCACAAUGCAGUCAGAACAACAUCCCUGAUGGAAUUCCUCUUUUUAAAGGUCCCAUAUUAUGCUUUUUCUGGUUUUACAUGCCCUUUAGUGUGUUUUCCAAGUGUCCUGUUCAUGUUUAGGCACAUCUAUGUGCAAAAA